Molecule: messenger RNA, 2034 nt
Organism: Maniola jurtina (meadow brown)
Lineage: Eukaryota; Metazoa; Arthropoda; Insecta; Lepidoptera; Nymphalidae
Gene: Tango9
Product: solute carrier family 35 member F6-like
Exons: 8
Coding region: 141-1271 (376 amino acids)
Biological process (GO): transmembrane transport
Cellular component (GO): intracellular membrane-bounded organelle; membrane
Molecular function (GO): transmembrane transporter activity
Source: RefSeq, a predicted model, not a curated record
GUACUCUGUGAAUUGAAGUAACUUGCAGAAUGCAGAGAGCACUUACGUUAUAUCUUGUGAACAACUGAACAAAGAGAUUAAUUAAGUGUCCAAUAAAUAUCAUCGAAAUCGCUGUCCCUGCUGCCCUUAAAGUAAACACGAUGGCGUGGACGAAGUAUCAGAAGUUCCUGGCCUUGAUGAUGGUUUUCACUGGUUCCAUCAACACCCUCAGUACAAAGUGGGCUGACAAGAUGGAAUCAAAAAAUUCAGUUGGCGAAAUAAGAACAUUUACACAUCCAUUCCUACAGGCAUCAGCAAUGUUCCUUGGCGAGAUGCUAUGUCUACUUACGUUCAAAAUAGUAUACUGGUUGAACCGAAAUGAGGACAACCCACAGAAUACUCUGAUCCAAGGAAACCAGAACUUCAACCCUUUUAUACUGAUGCCAGCCGCUAUGUUUGAUUUGGUGGCCACGUCGACAAUGUACAUAGGGCUUAACUUGACAUAUGCGAGCAGCUUCCAAAUGUUCCGCGGGUCCGUCAUAGUCUUCGUAGCAUUGCUGUCUUCAGUUGUCCUCGGCAGGAUAAUCACCAAGAAGCAAGUGCUUGGAAUUGUGAACGUGAUACUUGGUCUCGCUAUAGUUGGCAUCACGGACGCCAUCUAUCAAUCGGACGAGGGAAAAGGCAGAAACAGCCUGAUCACGGGGGACCUACUCAUCAUACUCGCUCAGGUCAUCACAGCGUGCCAGAUGGUCUAUGAAGAGAAAUACGUCUCAGGGUUGAACAUCCCGGCGCUGCAGGCGGUGGGAUGGGAGGGAGUGUUUGGGUUCAGCGUGCUCUCGAUGCUGCUAGUGGUGUUCUACUGGAUCCCCGCGCCUGAGCACUUCGACCAGAACCCACGCGGCACUGUGGAGGACUUCAUCGACGGCCUGGUGCAGAUCGGUAACAACUCGCUGUUGUUGCUGGCCAUCCUGGGGACGAUAGUGUCCAUCGCGUUUUUCAACUUCGCGGGUAUUAGCGUCACCAAAGAGAUGUCCGCCACCACCAGAAUGGUUCUGGAUUCAGUCAGGACGAUAGUGAUAUGGUCUGUGUCGAUCGCAGUGGCAUGGCAAGCCUUCCAUUGGCAACACCUGGUGGGCUUCGCGGUGCUGAUAUUCGGUCUUUGCGCUUACAACGGUCUGCUUCCACCACUGAUCUGCUGCAAAAGGCAACCUGAUGAGGACGAACGACGGAUCGUCAUCAAUGAACCGGAGAGCAAUGAGGACGCUACGUCAGUAGCAGUAGUAGCACCGUAGACAGAAUCCUAAGUUAAACAUAUGAUAAGGCAACCCGGCGACAAACAACAGAUCGUUACUUCUGAACCGGAGGGAUUUGAGAACGCUACGUCAGCAGCAGUAGUUCCUAGUGGUACUUUAAGGUCGUAGCCGACUUACACGCCACCCAACCAAAGUAUAAGCAUUCAAAUAUGAACUUAACAUCGUGCUCUGGAGAUGCACUUAACAGUAACAACACAAAAUACCAGACAGCGCGCGGUAAGCGGGCUUGCCGAAAUCUUGCCACUUAAUAGUUGACGUCUUGCGUACUGCACACUUGAAGACAGCGGUCCGCUCGCUGUGAGCACGACGUCUGCUCGCUUGAAGCGUGCUAAGCUUCAGCGUACUUGCAAGGGUGGAGAGAGGCCGGCCACCGCCACCCGCCCGUCUACUAGAGGGCGGGGGCAACGAAUUGUCUGCCAGCUGUACAGAUAAUGUGUAGGAGCUGUGUAGCAGCGGUGUCGCGUAAGUGGGCUACGACCUUUACACAGAAUCCUGAGUAACGUUACAGAAUAAGGCAACCCGGCGACGAACAACGGAUCGUUACUAAUGAAUUCGAUAGCAUUAGUAAUAGUACUUUACACAGAAUCCUAGAUAAAAUUGUAGGGUAAAGAAAGACGGUUACCGUUACUAAAAUUUUGAGGUGCCGUAGACCUAAUUUACCGGUCGAUUCACUAGGUGAAUCAAGCACACUAUUUUGUAGACUUCACCUAAUGCAGCUUUUUUUUACUCUGAUACAAGUUAG